This is a messenger RNA of Epinephelus moara (kelp grouper), 1829 nucleotides long. RefSeq names its product perforin-1-like. The transcript has 2 exons. The record is from RefSeq and is a predicted model, not a curated record. NCBI's taxonomy places the organism in Eukaryota, Metazoa, Chordata, Actinopteri, Perciformes, Serranidae. Bases 359 to 748 code for a protein of 129 amino acids.
UCACUGUGGACUCUGAGUUGCAUGGCUGUGAUUCCCAGCUUGGUCGCUUCCCUGACCUGGGGGGUAUUCCAUCAAGCAGACUAAAGGCAAAUCCAGGCUUAAAUGGCCAUGUCUGGCUAAUGUGAGCCAGAGUUCUGUUCCAUCAAAGUGACUAAGAUUAGCCUCACAUUGAUAACCAUGGAAACCAUGGUUCUGGCUAAGCCUGAUACAUCGAGCUAAACUCCGGUUUCCGUUCCAUCAAACUGAGCCACAGCUCCGUUCCAUCAAGGUGGUUAACCUGAAUCCCAGCCUAGUAACCAUGGUAAUUUAUACUGCCGGGCAAUCUUGGACGUAGCAGGAUUAAGCAUCCUAUGAAGUCAUGGCCUCCAGUCGUCCCCUCCUCCUGUUGGUCCUCUUGUGCAGUCUGACUGUGACUGAAGCCCAGCUGAGGCUGUUUAACCUGCGGGCCAGCGAUCUUCCCUCCAACAUCCUGGGAGCCACAGAUGGUUAUGUCAAGGUUUACUGUGGCGCCACCUAUGUGGGUGAAACAUCUGUUCGCAACAACAACCAAAACCCCUGGUGGGAGGAGGAGUUCACCCACUUCAAGGCCCAGGAGAAUGAAGUACUGAGGCUGGAGGUUCAUGACAGUGACUUCUUCUUUGAUGACCUGGUGGGAGUUUGCCAGAGAGAGAUGAAGCAGGGGACCCAUGAGCACGACUGCUACCUGGAGAAAGGCGGGAUCCUCCAUUACUCCUACACUCUUGGUUGAAAAAGUCAUAGAUGCAUGUGACCCUGUGACCUGAUCUGUAUUGAUCACAGUAUGACUAAUUCUUGAUGCAUGGUUUUAAGAGACUAGUGCAUAGGUUCUCUGAGUCCUCAUCCCAGUAUUUAGGGUUUUGAUCAAUCACAUCAUUUUCACAUUGCCCAAAAACAUCUUAACUACUUUAUUCACUCAACCUUGUGAACCUUCAUUCCAAUCUCUUUAUGCUUAAUCAUGGAUAACAACCCCGCUGCCCUGUUUGUCAAAUAAAAAUAAACCUUCCCUGCAACAAGUACAUCACCUUUUUUUUUUUUUUUUUUUUACAAAUGUAAAUUAAUAUAAUAAUAAUGGACAAUAAUUUUGUGAAUGUUAUCCAGUUUCAUUCAGAGAUGUGAAUAUAAAAUGUGUACAGUGUUGAUAUUUGGGGUCUAGACUCUGACCUUGUCAUUCUCCACAAGGAAAAAUCAAACCCACCAUAGCUGGCAGAGGGCACUGACAGUUUAAGGUCACAACCACAGUAAUAUGUUCUUGUUUUAAAAUGAAAACAACUGAUACAGACUGAUCUCGACUGAUUAAUAUGUGUAUAUAUAUAUAUGGUAUGGUACGCUGUACAUAAUCACGGAAACUGUCAAUGUGUCAUUCUGUCAGUCAGUCAUUUCUGUCUGUCCCACGUUUUUCUACUCACUGACAUGGUCAAUCUACUGUACUUUCAAUAAAUUCGUACUACUUUCAACGACUUUCAAUCGUACCAUCAAAUUCACAAAAACUCUGUCUAAAUUCUUUCUCUUUCUCUUCUUAAUGGGUUCAGUUGACUAUUUAAUCUGCAAUUUCCUAUGACCUGUAUCCCAAACACACACCAUGUGAAAAUGUACAUGGGCAAAUGUGCACUCAAUGGGUAUGGACUAGUCUCUAAUAAAUUUUCUAAAUACACAUUUUCAUCUUUGGAGCCUGCCUAAAUAAACAUGUGUCAUGUUAAACAACUAGUCAGCCCUUUAAAAAAAGAGAACAUUUUUCAAACUCAUCCCACUGUGGGAAAAUAAAUAAAACAGAUUAUCAACUCCACACACCACCACCCCUAUAUAGUUUUAUA